Calliphora vicina (urban bluebottle blowfly) is the source of this 336-nucleotide messenger RNA. RefSeq lists its product as uncharacterized. The record is from RefSeq and is a predicted model, not a curated record. The transcript has a single exon. NCBI's taxonomy places the organism in Eukaryota, Metazoa, Arthropoda, Insecta, Diptera, Calliphoridae. Bases 1 to 336 code for a protein of 111 amino acids.
AUGUUCAAGAAACCUAAAAAUAAUAAAAAUAUUACUCCGCCCUCGGCUCCUUCUUUGGAUGAGGUUUUGUCGGACAUUGAGACAUUUCAAGUCGAUAUAGAGCAGCAUACCACAAAUAACAAAACGGCUGAGAUGACUGCAAACACAACGGAUGAGUGGUGGGCAGUGUUCGAGCAGUUUAUAGAUGAUUUAAAGUGUUUGGAAAUGGUACACAGUGAAAUGGAAGGCUUUAAAAUUAAACUCGAAUCUUUAAAAUUAGAGAUUGAUACUGAAUCAAAGCUACUGAAAAGUGAAAUUGACCAACAGCAAAAACAGAUAGACGUGGCACUCGAAUAA